AUGCGGACACAGCCAAAAGUACUUUGCUCCAAGAAUCAUUGCCUACUGCUUCGCGCGGACAUAGCCGAAACCAGUACCGUCAAUCGCUCAGGCUUCGGGCCCACAGUCAUCCGAGGCGAGAAGAUCAAGUUUGGCCGUUCGACUCCAGAUUCUGAGGCAUUGGCAUCGUCAGAAGACGAGCCUGAACUCUCUCACUCGGCUUCAUCGGUCACAGUACGUCCUUCCGCCGCCGCAGGCAUCCGAAGAUCUUCGUUCCUCAGCGAGAUCAAGUCUGGAGAUCUAAGAAAGGCAUCCAUCUCUGGAGCCACUAUGCCCUCGAAUGGAUCUCAACCCUCAACACCUUCAGCCGAACACAACCCAUGGACCUUCGGAUCUGCACUCGGCCGUGUUCCAUCAAACGGCUCCAACGGAGGUGCCUGGGCUACGCCCAACUCUAUCUGGGGCGCAGAUCGUAGAGAGAUGCCUCUAAGAAUCAACGAAGGCUCCUCUCCUGCCUUUGCGCCUCAACCAAGUCCGGGCAUCGUCGAUCAACCCGAAUCGUUUCCCUUCAACAAUAUGCCUUUGCAACCGAUCAUGAAGACACACCGGUCCCAGUCUUACUCGGUCGGUCAGCUCGAAACCGAACUCGGCUUGCAAAGUCCUGGUGCCGUGGGUACCCCUUCAAGAGCCCGACCCAGUGCAACAGGACCCCAGUACCGCCCGAUGCGCCCAAGCGCACUUGGAGAGACAGUCUACACCGAAGGCAGACCUCUGGGACAGCUGAGUGAAGUUGAAGAUGAUGAAGGCCCUGACCAGGGUGUGCUUCUCGCUGGUCCGAGAAGCCGUCAAGAACAGGUGUCGGACCUUAGCAACUCUCUUCUUCGUCAGGCCACACAUGAGAGCGCACGCGCAAAGCAUGGAUCUGCCACACUCGGUGCUUCGGCCGCAGAAGAUGUGCGUCGUAACAUCAGAAACCCUGCAUCUCCCGACAACUUCGCUCAAUCUGGUGCUGAUUCCGCAAUCGAUGACGAUGACUUUGAGCAACUCUACUCAGGAAGGCCCAGCAACGGACUCACUCAGUCCAUGCUUCAGGAUGCAUCUCAUCGUGGUAUGUGGUCUACUUCUCUUGGCUUCGGCAUGGAUGAGAUCAAUCAGAGCAGAAGACAUUCGCUAGCAGAUAUCCCAACUCGUCGCGGUUCGCUCGUCGGUGGACUGUCUGGCUCGGGUCAAGGCUACAGCAGCGUUGCUUCAGCAUUCGCCAAUAUGCCGCACGGCUCAGAAAAUGGAAGCAAUGGCAGUGCCCUCUCGGAGUAUCACCAGACUUCUCACGAGCUGGAGAACAACAUGACCGAGUCAGACAUGCAGCACAGAGAAUAUGCCCACAACUACUUCUCGGGUCUGACCACUGCCCACAGAAAUCAUGCCGAAUCAUCAGGGCUCAUGAUGAAUAACAGUCAUCAAAGCCCUUACUCUUCCGCUGGUGGCGCAGGCAACGUCUUUGGUCGCCAAGGAUGGAGUGCUCCGCUGUACAUUGUCACCUUUAAGUGUUCUAGAUCUGGCAUCUUCUAUAUCCACGAAGGUACCGGUCUUGACGUCAAGGAGGGCGACCUGGUCAUCGUCGAAGCAGACCGCGGUCAGGAUCUGGGAACUGUUACUCACGCCAAGAUUGACUGGCCCAGAGCAAAGGAAACACUUGAGAAGACAGGAGAAGACCACUACAAAUGGCUCAUGAUGUUCAGCCGCCAUAAUCUUGCCUUGACCGACUCCGAAACGCGUGGUCUUAUGGCCUCUAAUGGUGCCGACCGCGGUAGCAUGCACAGAGACAGACCUCUCGAUGAGUACCCACCCGGCAUGGGCGGUCCUCCGGAAAUGCCCACAGAGCCUACGAAGCCAAAGAUGAUCAAGCGUCUCGCUCAACCCCACGAGAUUGCCAACCUUCGCGAGAAGGAAGGAAACGAAGCCAAGGCAAAGAGAAUUGCGCAGCAGAAGGCAAACGAGCACAAUCUCAAGAUGGAGAUUCUGGACGCCGAGUUCCAACUGGAUUGGAAAAAGCUCACCUUCUACUUCUACUCAACCGAGUACAUCAACUUCAACCUCCUUGUUGGCGACUUGUUCAAGAUCUACAAGACACGUAUCUGGCUCUCGGCCAUCAAUCCUGCCGCCUUCCGCUCAAGACCCAACCAGCCACCUAGCUCCAUUGGACCAGGUGCCAUCCAGCCCGGCGCUUCGCCGAGAACGAUGAACCCUACUGCUUCAUCCUUCUUUGUCCCCCGUGAUGGAGGCGGCCCGAACUAUGCCAGUGAAGCCACUGGCAGAACCCCCCAGUCAUACUAUGAGCCGCCUGUGAGCCAGUCCCAGAUGCAAGGACAGCUUGGAUCGCGUGGCGGACUCGGUAGACAACAGUACUAUGGCUCGAGUGGCUUCGCCGGUACCACUGAACAGAACUGGUACAUGCCAACCAGCUCCUACGGACAGCAGGCGUUCGAUGCCCCAUACGGAAACGCCCCUUCGCCCUCGCACGAACUGGCAUUCAGACCUGCUCCAGGCCUGGGACAGAGUCUGUUGAGAAACGGCAGCCGUCAAGCUCGCCCCGGCGACUUUAGCCACAUGCGCUAG
This is a messenger RNA of Aureobasidium pullulans EXF-150, 2595 nucleotides long. Its product is annotated as PSP1-domain-containing protein. Lineage: Eukaryota; Fungi; Ascomycota; Dothideomycetes; Dothideales; Saccotheciaceae. The record is from RefSeq and is a predicted model, not a curated record. The transcript is spliced from 3 exons. Gene Ontology annotation, cellular component: cytoplasm. The coding region runs from base 1 to 2595 and encodes 864 amino acids.